Messenger RNA from Cannabis sativa, 2285 nucleotides. RefSeq lists its product as uncharacterized. The record is from RefSeq and is a predicted model, not a curated record. Bases 208 to 1446 code for a protein of 412 amino acids. NCBI's taxonomy places the organism in Eukaryota, Viridiplantae, Streptophyta, Magnoliopsida, Rosales, Cannabaceae. The transcript has 5 exons.
UAUUUUUAUUUUUUCAGAUUAAAUAAAAGAAUCUUUAGCAGCUUCAAGAAGGUAUACACAAUUUUUUUUUUGUGAAAUGUAUGUUUUUAUUAUUGUAUAUUUUUUUGUUUUAUUUUAAUUUUUAUUUGAUUUAACUAAUUUUAUUGGGUAUGUUAAAGAUGUAAAAUUUUUACAUUUUUAUAUUUUUCAUCUUUAAAGUAAAGUACAAUGUCAGCUAGUCUAGCGACAUACCACGGUGGGGAUGGUGAUGGUAGGGACCCCCCUGAUCCUUCUAGGGUACUCGCAUCCUGCGAAUCAGUUGAACCAAAGGUCAGAAAAGGUCGUGGUCUUGCAUCAAAUGCUAAACUUGAACAAAGAAGGAGGGACGCUGGUAAGCCAUUAGAGCUUGAGGUGGAUCUUGAAACUGGCAAAGUAGUUGGGACUGAAGCCAGCGCUUACGUUCGAUUUAUGGGCCAGCAAGUAUCCAUUUUGUGUCCAGGUCAUCAUUAUAAUUUUUCUGAUGUACCCCAACAAUAUAAAGAUCUCGUGCUUAAUCGAAUAGGGUAUUAUUUUAAUAUUGACGGGAAUCCCCAUCGAGAGCUACUUAUGGGGACUUUAUAUACGGAGAUGGCGGAGAGGUAUAGUGAGCGAAAGACCAACAGACACAGAUAUUUUAAACAACAUUACACUAAACCAGAAGAUUGGGAGAAAGUUCUUCAAUUGCCCCCUGACUACUUGAAUACGGAGAGUUGGAAGCCUAUUUGCGAAAUGUUCAUUAGCAAAAAAUUUUUGAACCGCUCAAGUAAAAACAAAGCAAAUAGGCAACAGAUGAAAUAUCCAACGACGCAAGGCACAAGAUCGUUGGCUUCGAUACGACACGGAUAUGGGGGUCCUCCCGGAGAGCAUGCAGUUGAUGCAUGGAAGGCAGUUCAUACGAAACAGCCGUCUGGCGAUUUCGUUAAUGAAGUUGCUGCAAAAGAUUAUGAGGAACUGGUAAAGGAGCUUGAUAGGAAACGACUUGAAAGACAAUCCCAGAGCGAUACAUCUAGUACUGAAUCUCAUGUUGGUUAUCAGUACGACGUUCUAGGAAAAGUUCUUGGCGAAAGAUCUGACUAUCAAAGAGGCGUGGGUAAAAGGGUCAAAGGCAAAGGAAAGAAGUCAUUUACUCAAAGUCAGUCGACGAUGCCUCCUCCGCCAGCUACUGAAAUGUUUAGCACUAUGGCAGAAAUAUUCUCAACUAUGCGUGACACAUUUGGGAGUGCUUUGACGCCUGAACAACGUGCUAAUUUAUAUAACCCACGGUUUGAGAACUUUAUUCAAAUGUAUAGUCAAUCGCAGUCGCCUGGCGAUUCGUCUUCUCAGAGUUAUGCCGCUCCUCCACAACAUCAACAACAACCUCCUUCGCAGCAGCAACCCCAAUCUUUUCCUCAACAGCAACAACAGUCUGGUCCGCAAUUAGGAAAUUAGUUCUUAUAUAGAACUCCAUCAGAGUCUCCUCCGCUCGGCUCAAAUUUUAUUGAUUUUGGAUUAUUUGGGAGUUUGUCGCAGGAGCAACAAUUUUUUUCAACUCCUAUUCUCAACCAAGAUGAGCUGGGAAAUCUAAUACUGGGUUUAUCAUCAGAUCAGCCAUAUGUUCCUUCUCCGCCACGGUCAUCGGAACUCGUAAUGAUAAUAAUGCGGAUCAAGACUUUAUAACUCGAGACCUUAAUAGAUUUUAUGGAAUAAUUUGUUUAUGUUUUUUAAUAAUUUAGUUUAAUUUUGAGAUAUUGUAAUAGAAUUAACGUUAAAAUAGUUUAUUUUGAGACAUUUUUAAAUUAUUAAUAAAUAUUAUUAGAGUUAAAUUAUAAUAUUUGUAAUUUGAUUAAUUAUAUUUAAAUUACUAUUUAUAUAUUUAUAAAUAAUUAUUUAUAUAAUUAUUAAUUAUUAAUAUAUUAUAUAAUCAUUAAUAUAGUAUUGUAUAAUUAUUUAUAUAAUAUUAUUUAUAAAAUAAUUAUUUUUUUAUUUUUAAAUAAUGUUAGCGGCAGAGCAUUAGCGGCGGGGUCCUGCCGCUAAUGCCCUUUGCCUGUUGUGAAGUUUGAAAUUGGCAGAUGGCAUUAGCGGUGGGAUCCCGCCGCUAAUAAUUAUUAGCAGCGAACACCAAUUUCGCCGCUAAUAAUAGUAUUAGCGGCUAAUUAUUAGUGGCGAACUUUUAACAGGGAAUUCCUGCCGCUAAUGGCCUAUUGUGGACGAAUCUGGGGUUAUUAGCGGCAGAGUGGUCCACCGCUAUAUAUGUUGUAGUGUAUGCCACUAUAUGUGAAUGUGACUUC